Endocarpon pusillum Z07020 is the source of this 633-nucleotide messenger RNA. RefSeq lists its product as uncharacterized. Lineage: Eukaryota; Fungi; Ascomycota; Eurotiomycetes; Verrucariales; Verrucariaceae. The record is from RefSeq and is a predicted model, not a curated record. The coding region runs from base 1 to 633 and encodes 210 amino acids. The transcript has a single exon.
AUGGUGGCAUCUGUUCACCUGAAGCACAUUCUCAAUCAAAGACAUAUUGAGCUCAACGAUGUAAGUCAUCUUGUUGCGACACCAAGGCUGGUUCAAAGUCUGAACAACCACGUCAUUGGCGCUGAUACUAAGCGAGGUGAGCUAGGCAUGGAGAACAAGAAGCUGGAAUGUCAGCUCGGAGAAGCCAAAGUCUGCCUUGUCCAUGAUCAUGAAGCUGAAGGGCGCCGGAAAGCGGAGCUGGAGAAGGUCAGAGCUGACCUUGCAGAACGCAAGCAGUGUGUUGAUUGCUGGCAGCGUACUGCAGUAGCUCAGCUCGACAAGUAUGCUCCAGGCGUCAUCGGGCAGGCGAGGGAGGUCACGUUAACAACACUCCAAGCGAAGGUCGAGAACGCCGAGGCUGGAAUGACAGAAUUGGUCAAUCAUAAUAAUAGCUUGGACACGCAUCUCGGCGAACUGGAAUUUGAGCUUGGGGUUAAUGAAAGACGUCUUACGUGGGAUGAAUCCUUGAAAAUUGGUUUCUAUAAACAUCAUUGCAGCACAGUGGAGGAAAUCGAAGAGAACAAAUCUAAAACAGCCAUGAUUAAAGUGUUCGAGGCUCGCUUCUCAAAAGAACUCGCGAAGAAUCCGAUUUGA